AUGGAUGCCUUUUCUGUCAGUGCCUUCGAGCGCGUACGUGGCGUGCUGGCGGUAUUCGCGCUCCAGCUCCGCUUCGCAACCCUGGGGCUCAAGUCCAACAGAGUGCGCCCGGGCGAAGCGUGCGAGCUGGCAGUGUGCUGCCAGGCAUACCUGGCGCGCCUGCACCGGCGGCGCUUCGAGCGCGUGCUCUGGCAGCACCCGCUGCGCGGCGCGCGGGGCGCCUCCCUGGAGGCCCUCUGCCGCACGCGCGAGCUCGCCCUCGUCGCCGCCGCGCUGGCGGGCCCCGGCUGCGUGCGGCCCUUGUGCGCCGCCUCGCGCGCCGCGGAGCAGAGCGUGGGCGCCGUUGCGAGCGAGCUCUGGGACAUGUUCCCGGCGGCCCUGUACUCGGUGGGCGGCGUCCGCUGCGGCGGGGGCCUGCUCUCCUCCGCGGAGCGCAUCGGUCUCGGCGCGGACGCCUCCACGGAGACCGUGGCGUCUCUGGCCGCCCCACGUGCGGUGUGCGCCGCGGUGCCCCUCGCUGGCAAGGUCUACGUGGCCGCCGGCCGAGGCGCCGACGGCGCCGCGCUGAGCUCGGUGGAGAGCUACGACCCUCGACUCAACGUCUGGGGCGAGCUGCCUCACCUGCGCCGGGCGCGGGGCUGGGUCGCCGCCGCCGGCGUGUCGGGCCGCCUCUGCGUGCUCGGCGGCGAGGCGGACGACGCCAUAACGCUCGACGUCGCCGAGCAGAUGGACGUCAGCUCGCACGGCGGCUUCGCGAGCGAGGUGGCGGCCUGGGCCCCGCUGCCCGCGCUGCGGUGCCCGCGCUGGGCCGCGGCGGCCGCGGCCCUGCGCGGGUGCGUGUACCUGGCCGGCGGGCACCACGCCGACGGCUCGGUGCUGGGCGACGUGGAGCGCCUGGCGCCGGGGGCCUCGGGCUGGGAGCGGCUGCACCCGCUGCGAUGCCCGCGCGCCGCCUUCGCCAUGGCGGCGCUGGCGGGCGCCCUCUACGUGGUCGGGGGUUAUGGCCGGCAGGAGCGCGGGCUGCGGUCGCUGGAGCGGCUGGACCCCGCCUGCGGGGUCUGGGAGACGCUCGCCGCGAUGGCCGCGCCGCGGUGGGGCCUCGGGGCCGCGGGCUGCGGCGGCUCGCUGUACGUGGUCGGCGGCUCCGCCCGCGGCCCCGGCGACGCCGACGCCGAGGUGAACGUGAGCGUGGUGACCCGCUUCGACCCCAAGCUGGGCGCCUGGAGCCCGGCGGGGCGGCUGCGGACCGCGCGGCGCUGCUGCGGCGUCGUGGCGUGCCGGUGA
Prorocentrum cordatum is the source of this 1284-nucleotide messenger RNA. The record is from the annotation of a GenBank genome assembly. Lineage: Eukaryota; Dinophyceae; Prorocentrales; Prorocentraceae.